This is a messenger RNA of Physella acuta, 861 nucleotides long. Its product is annotated as salivary glue protein Sgs-3-like. The record is from RefSeq and is a predicted model, not a curated record. Lineage: Eukaryota; Metazoa; Mollusca; Gastropoda; Physidae.
AUGGAACUACCAACCAUUGGACCAGCUCACCACACAGAAACUACCAUGGAACUACCAACCAUUGGACCAGCCCACCACACAGAAACUACCUUGGAACUACCAACCAUAGGACCAGCCCACCACACAGAAACUACCUUGGAACUACCAACCAUUGGACCAGCCCACCACACAGAAACUACCUUGGAACUACCAACCAUUGGACCAGCCCACCACACAGAAACUACCUUGGAACUACCAACCAUUGGACCAGCCCACCACACAGAAACUACCUUGGAACUACCAACCCUUGGACCAGCCCACCACACAGAAACUACCUUGGAACUACCAACCAUUGGACCAGCCCACCACACAGAAACUACCUUGGAACUACCAACCAUUGGACCAGCCCACCACACAGAAACUACCUUGGAACUACCAACCAUUGGACCAGCCCACCACACAGAAACUACCUUGGAACUACCAACCAUUGGACCAGCCCACCACACAGAAACUACCUUGGAACUACCAACCAUUGGACCAGCCCACCACACAGAAACUACCUUGGAACUACCAACCAUUGGACCAGCCCACCACACAGAAACUACCUUGGAACUACCAACCAUUGGACCAGCCCACCACACAGAAACUACCUUGGAACUACCAACCAUUGGACCAGCCCACCACACAGAAACUACCUUGGAACUACCAACCAUAGGACCAGCCCACCACACAGAAACUACCUUGGAACUACCAACCAUUGGACCAGCCCACCACACAGAAACUACCAUGGAACUACCAACCAUUGGACUAUCCCACCACGAGAGUGGGAGAACACCUGUUCCAGACAGGACACCUAUCAGUACACUGGCACUGACCCGAUAA